Nerophis lumbriciformis (worm pipefish) is the source of this 1356-nucleotide messenger RNA. Lineage: Eukaryota; Metazoa; Chordata; Actinopteri; Syngnathiformes; Syngnathidae. The record is from RefSeq and is a predicted model, not a curated record.
AUGGGGGGCAAACAGACCAAGGGUCACGAUGCCGGAGGGGCCAGCCCUCAGCACAGUUGGAGGCGAACACCCACCAAGGAGCGGGGGGAUCUGUUUGCAUCCCUCAUGCUGAGGUCUGGGGACAGGCUGAGCCGGGGUACAACCCCGCCGCCUUACCAGCGCCGAAUCGGGAUGAUCCAGGAGAUGAUGCUGAUGGCCAAACAGGGCAAACACGACGAGGCCACAGAGAUGUUGAGGACUCUACGGCAGGACCUAGGCAUGGAGUCAACAUCUCUGGACGAUGUAUUAUACCGCUACGCCAGCUUCAGAAACCUUGUUGACCCAAUCACUCAUGACCUGAUCAUCAGCCUGGCACGUUAUGUACACUGCCCAAAGACGGAGGGUGACUCUUUGGGAGCCAUGGAGAAGGUUUGUCGACAACUGACCUACCAUCUCAGCCCCCACUCUCAGUGGAGAAGACAAGGCAUACUCAAAAGGAAACCCCAGGCCUGUCUGAAGGCGGUUCUGUCCACACCUCCGCCUAGCGGGGCGUUGGAUCUGUCCGGUAUUCCUCUGGUAGCUCGGGACAUGGAUCGUCUGUGCAUGCACCUGCAGCAUCACGCUUCAACAGUGGUCAGCUUGGAGCUGGGGUUCACUGAACUGACCGAUGAGGCCUUCCUCUUGCUGCUGCCCACUCUGGCUGCCCUGCCUCACCUGGAGACACUAGCCAUGAAUGGAAACCGGCUGACCAGGACUAUUUUGAAGGAGCUGACAGAUGCCUUGAAGGAUCCUAAUAGUUUCCCGAGUGUGACAUGGAUCGACCUUGGGAACAAUGUGGACAUCUUCUCUCUGCCACAGCCUUUCCUGGUCAGUCUGCGGAAGCGCUGUCCUAAGCAGGGCAACCUUCCCACCAUCUUGGAGUUUGGUGAGAGUCAGGCCAGCGAGCCUCCUGAGAGGCUGCGUGGUGUCGCCGAAGACGAGGUGACCGACGACACCAACAGGACCGAAAGCAUGGGAGAUUUGCGGUCAGAGGUGGAAGAUGAUCUGGAUGGUGAGCUGGAGAUCGAAGAGAUGAUGGAAGAGCUGUUGGACUUUGACAGGGAGGCGCAAGGGAAGGAGGACGAGGACGAGAGCAUGUGGACCGUUGAGGAGCAGAGAAAGGCGAGGAGGAGGAGGACACAGGAAGAAAAGUUCCAGAGAAAAGAGAGGACGGGUCGGAUGGCGGUGAUGGCGCAGGACGAGGAUGACACACAGAGUCAUUCCUCCCCGCUGUCUUGCUCCAGCCAGUCACAGCAGUCGUCUGCGGCUGCCGAGCCACUGAAAGCAGAGGAGGAUGACUUUGACAAUGUGACUGACCAAUCAGAGCACUUGACCUGA